Rhodofomes roseus is the source of this 870-nucleotide messenger RNA. RefSeq lists its product as uncharacterized. Lineage: Eukaryota; Fungi; Basidiomycota; Agaricomycetes; Polyporales; Fomitopsidaceae. The coding region runs from base 1 to 870 and encodes 289 amino acids. The transcript is spliced from 14 exons. The record is from RefSeq and is a predicted model, not a curated record.
AUGGAUACAGCUGAUGGCGUUGACAUCGGUCCCAUCUUUGGGGCAUAUGUCCUUGGCAUCUAUUUCAACAUCCUGCUAUACGGCAUAGUUGUGUCUAGUUACUAUCAUUACGCUCAACAUUCUCAGCAGGAUCGCCUCCUGAUACGCUUAUUCAUACUGUGUCUCUUCGUAGCGGAUACCACGCAGACCGUCUUGUCUGUGGUGUACGUCUACACUGGUCUGGUCACUCAUUUCGGAGGAAUACGUUACCUCUCGACUCCUGGCAUAGUGUCUACAUCGGUACCUCCUAUUACCGGCAUCAUGUCUUGCUCUGUCGAGCUGUUUUUCACCUACCGCGUUAAGGCCAUCAGCCAUUUGACAUGGCUUCCCAUACUCAUCGGUAUCCUCGCGGUCAUCUCGAUGUUAUCUUCAAUCGCUUCAGUCAUUGCCAUCCGUUGGCCGGCAUUUGGAGGGCUCGAGACUCUUCAACUGCCUGCAGUCAAAGCGCUAGUCUCGACUUGGCUAGCAACCGGCGUGGUAGCGGAUCUUCUGAUCACCAUCUCGCUCGUAUGGCAUCUUCACCGCAGGAAGUCUGGCUUCUCCGAAACCGACUCCCUCGUCAACCGAAUCAUCCUAUUUACGGUCCAAACAGGCGUCCUCACCACUACAUGGGCUAUUAUCGAUUUAGCUCUCUACCUCGCUUCCACUCGUGAUACUCACCUUUUCUUCAAUUUCUCGCUCGCUAAGCUCUACACGAUCCUCCUUAUGUCGAGCCUCAACCACCGCGGCACGUGGGAGCCCGCGCCCUCGAAGACGUCUGGCGUGCUCUCGUGGAAAGUCGAGAGUAGGCCCACCACAGAGAGGAUGUCCACGAAUGACUACUUCGUCUGA